AUGAUACAGACAUACAUUGUAUUUUGGAAGAAGUUUGAUGAGAUGGCUGCCCCUGUAGGCCGAGACCAUUGGAGGCUGCUGGAGGCAGGGGGCGGAGCGGGUUCUCCAGGAGUCCUGACCGAAAGCGCUCGGCUGCGGAGCUGGGCGCUGGGCGCCGGGCGCCGGACACCGGGCCGGAGCUGGGCGUGCGGGCGUGCGGACGGCCGCGGAAGGAGGACAGGAGGGUCCCGGCUCGGAAAGAGUCUCGAAGGGGGCGUAUGGUGCGGAGGCUGCUACCUGGCCGGGUCUCCCGUGGGCAGUCCCAGUUUUCCCUUGGCGUUGGCCGCUGGGAGCCAGCAUCUGUCAACGCUCGCUCCUCCUCUCCCCUCCUCCUUCGGUUGGGCCGGGCUGUGCUGGUGGGGGACGCGGGACCGGCGUGGCGAGCCCAUCAGCUGUCAGGCGGGUGACGGAGCGACCGACGGAGGCGGUAGACACACAAAGAACGCUGUGAGCGGCGGCAGCGAAAGGGGGCGGCAAUUUCGGGACAGCAACUCCCGGCCGCACCCGCUCGUGCCGCCGCCGCUCAGACUGGGUCCGAGGCCGUGGAGACAAUGCGGCCGGGCUGAGAGUGUCGGCCCCUACUUGAUGGUGCCCCGGUUCGCCCAGCCCCCUCCUUGGUGGCCCGGCUCCCGGCCGGGAAAGGGGCGCCCCCUCGUUCUCGCGGCCGGUGUAGGAAGUCGGUCCGCGGCCGCGGAGCCCGACAACUUGCGAGCCGGGAAAAGUUUGCGGCCCCUCCGCGGGGUGGCGCGGCCCGCCCCUGGCAUCCGCGGUCACCGCCGGUGACUUUCUGGACUCGUCGUCGGCCAGGACGGCGGCGUGGACAGCGGGGACUGCGGGGAGGGCCAGAGUCCGUCCGAGGGCUCCGGCUCCUGGGGCUGCGGCCCUGGAGAGUUGCUGUAGAAGAGGGACAAGAGAGGAAGACAACACAGGAGGAGAUAAGUAGCUCUGGACACAAGGGAAGGUCACACCACUAAAUAGCAAUUGCUGAGCAGAGGGAAAGGGACAAGAGAAGAAUGUAGACUGCAGUGCCAGUUAAUAACCUGGGCUUCUUCCUGUGUUGCCCAGGCUCAGGUGCUGCCUCCUCUCCCCCUCACUUUCAUACCACCUUGUUUAGCACUGUAUAUACUUUUUUGACUUACUCUGAGAGAUACUAUGUGGUCAGCCUCAAACUAUUAAUCCUGGUUUUGUAUUUUAGUAUCAGUAAUCCUCAACCUUUCAGGGGCUUGGGAUGGAAGCUUUCUCUUGGGAAUCUUAAAUUUUAUAAUUAUUCAAAGGAAGAGUUUUCUAGCUUAACCCCUUAGGAAUACAUCCAGAAUUCAACUGCAAAUUUGCCUUUUCAGAGAAGUAUAUGCCAUCAAGAUAUGGGGACAUGAUCAGAGAGACUCUUGCCCCUGACUUUUAAAAACGCUUUUACUUUCUAGAGCUCUUACACUUUCUUCACAUCAGCUCACAUUUUCCUUAUACUAACCCUGUAAAAUAUGAUUAACAUUACUAGACCCCUAUGAGGCACCACAGAUGUUUCUCUUUUCACACCUCCAUUCUGUCUUGCAAACUUAUUGCUGUGCUAGUCUUUGCUAUCUGCACAUUAGCUUUCCAAAAUAAAAAUUUUUUAUUUAGUUUCUGUUUGUCCCCCAGUUAAUGAACCUCCUAUGCCUCGCUUAUACAGUGAUCUUGGAACCAGGUUGUUAGGUUCUCUGAAAGCUUUCUCUCAAUAGUCCAUGGAACAUGGGCAGCUCACUCACUACAGUGCUUUAGCCCAUACUGCUUCCCUCAUUCAUGAUGCUUCCUCUCAGACUACCCAGAUUCUAUCCAUUCUUCAAUUUCUAUCUCCUCCUUGAAGCCUUCCUAGGUCAUUUACACCUUAAAAGUUCUAAUCUUCCUCUGACAUCCAAUGGUAGCCACACCUAUUUUGUUAAUUAUAAUCUGGUCUUAAAAGUCCUAAUGAAGGGAAAGUAUGUGAUAGAUUUGGUAUAGGGAGAAAAACACUAAGCUAAUUAAGUUUUAAAGGUUGAGGUCUGCUAAGUAGCUCUGAGAGCUAAUCCAGGUUGCUCUACCUUAGUUCUACAUUUCUCAAGCUGUGAUUGUGGAGAGGUUUGGGCCAGGUGAUGUUGAUGGUUCUCAUUGUGAGGUUCUAGGACAACUUGGCUUUCCUUAUGUGGCAUGGGAUUAAGGCUUUUACUGCAUUCUUGAAUGAAAAAUGCCAGGAAUGGGCACUCAGUGCUUUUAAGACUUGGUCUAUCCCACAGAUUGCUAAUGUUAAACUUGUCAGUUUUUGAAUGCCAUGUACCUUUUUUGGUAAUCUUUUUAAGCACCAUCAUUCAAGAAAGGUUAGUAGGGGAUGUAUUAAGUAGUUGGAUAAUGAAUGUAUUAGGGACAAUAAAGGGUUGUCUUUGUAAAUGACUUUUUAUGAUAGAAUAAAUAAGGUCAGCUAAUUGGAUAAACCUUAGUCUUAACAUUUACAAUGUAGUUUGCAUUUCAACUUCAGUGGAUAUGGCUAUAUAAUAAAUAAGUAUAUUUUCUUCAUAAUUAUUUUAUAACUUGAAAUACAUUUAAAUGGUCACAACUCUAGGGUAGAUGCUAGAGGCCUUUGUAUAGUAAUCUGACUGGUGACAUGUUGUGUGUACAUAUAUCACGUGCAUAUUACCCUUGAAUUAAGAUGGGUACGCCUAAGGUAUUAUGUGCUAUUAUACAUUGACUAUUCUUAAGAAGAAUAUGUCUUUAAGGUGUGUUGACAUUUAAUUGACCUUUGCAAGUUCAUUCUGUUAAUCAUACUCAAAGUGCUAACGCUAUGGUUGACUGCUCUGGUGUUUUUACAUUCAGUCGUGCCUAGCAUAUAAAUUCUUCAGCAUAAUUGCUACUUAUUUAGCCAGAGUUUCCUUUCUUCUCUGAAAAUCUGAGUUGUGUUUUAUUUUUCUGUCUUUUUAAAAAAAAUUUGCCUCAGGCUGCAUAGUACGAGAGGUUUGAAUUGAAAUGUUUUCCUGUCAUUAGUUGUGUGGGGUGUGGUUUCUUAAUAUAAGAGCAAUGGAAAUUUUUUGCUUAGUUAAAGUGUACUUUUCUUCUGGCAGCAGUCAGAACUUUUCAAGGUGUAAUGCUAAUAUUUAAAGAAGCUUAACCCUUCGAUACUACAUAUUUUUAACAUAAACUUUUAGAAAUCUUUCAAUUCUUUUUGUAUAGAUUAAAACUAUCGUGCUAUUACUUUUAUUAAACAAAGACUCAGUGGGUCUAUUUUCAUAGCAAACUAAUUAUAUUCCUUGAAUUUCUGUGAGUGGAAUUUUAUUAUAAAUGAUGUAUUUGUUUUUAAAAAGUCAAAUAUAUUUAUUUUUCAU
Phyllostomus hastatus (greater spear-nosed bat) is the source of this 3365-nucleotide messenger RNA. RefSeq lists its product as uncharacterized. The transcript has 3 exons. NCBI's taxonomy places the organism in Eukaryota, Metazoa, Chordata, Mammalia, Chiroptera, Phyllostomidae. The record is from RefSeq and is a predicted model, not a curated record. Bases 1 to 822 code for a protein of 273 amino acids.